Colletotrichum spaethianum is the source of this 291-nucleotide messenger RNA. RefSeq lists its product as uncharacterized. The coding region runs from base 1 to 291 and encodes 96 amino acids. NCBI's taxonomy places the organism in Eukaryota, Fungi, Ascomycota, Sordariomycetes, Glomerellales, Glomerellaceae. The transcript has a single exon. The record is from RefSeq and is a predicted model, not a curated record.
AUGUCGACUGCUAGUGGUAACCUGCGUGUGCCCGCCUCGGCCGAGGAGAAGGCGGUCGAGAGCUACGCACGCCUCGACCCGUUUCUUGCAGACAUUGAUCUCGAGGGUGCCAGCAGCAACCAUGCCGGCACUUCGCAGCGAGAUGAGAGUCGAAUUCGGCGGCUGGUCGGCCAAGUCGCUACAGUCAACCAGCUCCUCCCCAGCGGUGGAGGCGGCGGGGCCGCCCAUGACGAGGCCACCGGCAACCCGCCGACCGAGCUUCUACGCAUCGGUGCACAUUUCGAGGAGUAG